AUGUUUCCUGCAUCUGCCCGUCAUGGGGAGCCUCCUGGUGCGCCCCUGCAUGCGGCCACUGACAAGGACGUCGACGUCGACCCUGCCCAGGACGACAAGGACCUUGAGCUGGGCACCGCCCUACCCUCCAAACCCAACCAUUCGCGCGUCUCCCUCCCCGACUCGGGCAGAUCGUCCAUGGCCUCGCGUUCAGGCUCGGGUCGGCGCGACGACAACAACAACAACAACAACAACAACCACGACGACGACGACGACGACGACGACGAUGCCGCCUCCGAGUUCCCUUGGGGUCCCUCGCACCCAUGCUUUCCACAUCCCAACCCCCAUGUCCCGUUGACGUCGGACCUGUACAACACCACACGCAUCAUCCGCAUUAAGAGAGACUGGAUGAUCAAGGGCGACCUGGCCCCGAACUUUGCCAACCUGUACCCGGAGAUUCUCGAUCCCCUCAUCUCGGAAGACGACUUUCGCCUGCUGAUCAAGAAGAUCAACGACACCUUGAUCGAUGCCUUUGACCCCUUUACCUUUCGCGCAUGGCUCGAUGCCGUCAUGGGCGUGGCCACCUUUUGGCUGUGGGACGAUGCCGGUCUGACGGGCGUCAAGAAGAAACUAGCCGACCUCGAAUCCUGGAUAGAGAGCUGGAACCAACACGUCGGGGCCAAGGAAUCUGUCCAGAUUAUUUCCCUCCGCCGCACAGGCUACCUGACCCUCGACUUCCAAAUCCCAGACCCCCAUCUCGGCCCAGACACGGGUUCCCGGCCCAACACGCAGGAAGAAAGCCAGUACAACCACUCGCCCAACCGCCAAAAUCAUUUCUCGCCCCACUCCCACUCUCUCACGCCCACGCUCCAGGUCAAUUCGCAGCCCCAGCCCGUCGACGCACGCUGA
Plenodomus lingam JN3 is the source of this 888-nucleotide messenger RNA. The record is from RefSeq and is a predicted model, not a curated record. Lineage: Eukaryota; Fungi; Ascomycota; Dothideomycetes; Pleosporales; Leptosphaeriaceae.